GCCGCCGGCAGCCCGGGCGCCCCGGCGGGCGGGCGGGCGGCCCCUUGAGCCGGGCGGCGGGAGGAUGGAGCCACAAAGGACUUUGGCUGACACGUGCGGCGGGGCGGCCGGCGGCCGCGACUAGGGCCACCCCCCUCCCCUCCCUCCUCCCCUCCCCGGUAUGCUGCGCUCCCGCCGGGCCCCUCAGCGCGCUCGACGCACGGCGGCGAUGGAGCCGGCCGGGCUCCUCUGAGGCGGCGGCCGGACCCAGCAUGGCCUCGGCGGGGACCCCGGCGGAGCGGCGGCCCGGGGCGGAGCGGCCGGCGGCGGCGAGGGGCGGGGGGGGCCGGGCGGAGGCGCCGCGCUGCCGCAGCCUGCCCGCGCUCGGCGGGGCGGCGCCGCGGGGCCGCGGGGCCGCGCUCGGCUCCCCCCUGGCGGCCGGGGGGGGCGCCGGCGGCGGCGGCGGCGGCGGCGGAGGGGCCUGGCCGGGCCCCGCCGCGGGACCGGCUGCCGAGGGCGGGCGGGGCGGGGGCGCCGCCCGGCCCCCCCCCGCCGCCGGCGCCGGCGGCGGGAGCUUCCCCCGGAGGACGGAGCGCGGCCAGCCGGCGGCCGGCCCAGGGGUGUCCCCCGGCCCCCCCCCCCCGCCGCCGCCGCCGCCGCCGCUGCUGCUGGCGGGCCCCCCGGGCAGAGCCUGCCUGCGGGCCGUGCUGGCGGACUCGCGCUUCUUCUUGGUGUGCAUGUGCUUCCUGACCUUCAUCCAGUCCCUCAUGGUCUCCGGCUACCUGAGCAGCGUCAUCACCACCAUCGAGCGGAGAUACAGCCUCAAGAGCUCGGAGUCGGGGCUGCUGGUCAGCUGCUUCGACAUCGGGAGCCUGGUGGUGGUGGUCUUCAUCAGCUACUUCGGGGGGCGAGGACGGAGGCCGCUCUGGCUGGCUGUAGGGGGGUUCUUCAUCGCCCUGGGGGCUGCGCUCUUCUCCUUACCUCAUUUCAUCUCUCCGCCGUACCAGAUCCAGGAAUUGAACUCCUCCGUCAGUAACGAGGGCUUGUGCGUGGCUGGCAACGGCACUGCCAAAGAGCAGUGGGACUCGCCGGCCUGUGUCAAGGACUCCGGCGGAAACGACCACUCUCUCUAUGUAGCUUUAUUCAUUUGUGCCCAAAUCCUCAUUGGCAUGGGCUCGACACCCAUCUAUACCCUGGGACCAACCUACUUAGACGAUAACGUCAAGAAAGAAAACGCCUCGCUUUACCUAGCCAUCAUGUACGUAAUGGGAGCACUUGGUCCUGCAGCUGGAUACUUACUGGGAGGACUUCUUAUUGGUUUCUAUGUUGAUCCUAGGACAACUGUUUAUAUUGACCAGAGUGAUCCCCGAUUCAUUGGAAACUGGUGGAGUGGAUUUCUCCUUUGUGCCAUUGCAAUGCUCCUUGUGAUAUUUCCCAUGUUUACCUUUCCGAAAAAGCUCCCUCCUCGACAUAAAAAAAAGAAAAAGAAAAAGAAGAUGAACUCCGAUGAUGUUUCAAGUGAUGAUGAAGUGAUGAAAGAGAAAACAAAUAGCAAAAUACAAGCAGACAGUGCAGUUCCUGCCUCUAUGGGAUUUGGAAAGAAUGUUAAAGAGCUUCCAAGAGCAGCUGUCAGGAUCUUAAGCAACAUGACAUUCCUUUUUGUGAGUUUGUCAUACACAGCUGAGAGUGCCAUUGUCACAGCUUUUAUUACCUUCAUUCCCAAGUUCAUCGAGUCACAGUUUGGCAUCCCAGCUUCCAAUGCCAGCAUCUACACUGGUGUGAUUAUUGUCCCAAGUGCUGGUGUUGGUAUUGUCCUAGGCGGCUACAUUAUAAAAAAACUGAAACUCGGUGCGAGAGAGUCUGCAAAGUUGGCUAUGAUCUGCAGUGGUGUAUCUCUGCUGUGCUUUUCAACUCUCUUCAUUGUUGGAUGUGAAAGCAUUAAUCUAGGGGGAAUAAAUAUACCUUACACGACUGGUCCCACUCUUGCCAUGGCCCACAGGAAUCUGACUGGGAGCUGUAAUGUUAACUGUGGAUGUAAGAUUCACGAGUACGAGCCUGUCUGUGGAUCAGAUGGAAUAACAUACUUUAAUCCUUGCCUAGCUGGCUGCAUCAACGGUGGAAACCAUAGCACAGGGGUAAGGAAUUACACAGAAUGUGCCUGUGUCCAGAGUCGCCAGGUGAUCACUCCGCCAACGGUGGGCCAGCGCAGUCAGCUCCGGCUGGUUAUUGUUAAAACCUACCUGAAUGAGAACGGCUAUGCUGUUUCUGGGAAGUGUGAUAGAACCUGCAACACGCUUAUCCCGUUCCUGAUAUUCCUCUUCAUUGUUACCCUUAUAACAGCAUGCGCCCAGCCAUCCGCAAUCAUAGUGACGCUCAGGUCUGUGGAAGAUGGGGAGCGGCCCUUUGCACUAGGAAUGCAGUUUGUUCUAUUACGAACUCUUGCUUACAUUCCCACUCCAAUUUAUUUUGGGGCUGUUAUUGACACCACGUGCAUGCUUUGGCAACAGGAUUGCGGCGUACAAGGAUCUUGUUGGGAAUACGAUGUCACCUCUUUUCGUUUUGUCUACUUUGGGUUGGCAGCUGCUCUUAAGUUUGUGGGAUUCUUUUUUAUUUUCCUGGCCUGGUAUUCCAUUAAAUGUAAAGAAGAGCAACUGCAGAGACGGAGAUGGAGGGCUUCACCGGUGAACACUGUGAGUGAGAUGGUUGGCCAAGCUGGACCCCAACAAAACUAUGCACGGACUAGAUCCUGCCCUACCUUCAGUUCCCAAGGAGACAUCAGUAUGGCACAAGGAAUGAACUGCGUAGCACAGACAUACCCUGGCCCUUUUUCAGAAGCAAUAAAUUCCUCAAAUGAAAAUGCGUUGGAAGAAGUCACUGCUGAGAUAUAGACCCCUGGCUUGGUAAUGUAAUAUUUAGUUUUGUUGGUUGACUUAAUUAUGGCGCCUUGUAAAACACCUGUGCCUUCUAUUUUUAAUCUAAGUGUAACACGUGAUAAAACCAACAAAGCUUAAUGCAAACAACCAUAGUAUGUUCCUGAGGGCUGGAUACCUCAAAGCAACCGAAGUUCUUAUUUCUCCUCUCCCAACAAUGGACUUUUAAAAAUUGUGUUUGUAAUUGUUUCAGAUGUGUCCAUUAAAUGUCCAUGCUCUGAUCUAAUAUCAAUGUAAGGGUGAGGUAUUAUGAACAGCAGAAGUCAGUGAAAGUGUGACAAAAACUCACAUUGUUGAUGUCUAGAUGUCACAAAAAUGCUUAAAUGUAUUGUCAACUUCACAUCCGUAAAUUGUAUUUUUAAGAGAUGAGUAAUUACUGUGAGUUCUGCUACAAAGCACAACUGAACUUAUUUAAACUAUGCAACUUAUUUGGAUAAUUGUAUGUGCAACAAAUCAGUUAAAAGUUUGCUUUGAAAGACGUUACUGCAACUGAAUUUGAAAGGGGCUAUUUUCAGACAUAAGCAUUAAAAAAGAACAUAGGGUUUAAAGUACUGUUAAUAACAUGUUAAGCCAUACAAAAGUUACGCACCGGGUAAUGUUUGCAAAAAUUGAGUUGUAAUUUCUUUAUCCUCUCAAAAUGCACGUUAAUUUUCAUUUGAUGGCAUGUAGUCGUUCUUCACAAGGUAUACAGGAUGGAGAAGUGUAAUGCUUGGAGUAAAAAACUUCAGUAUUAAUUUAUAAUAACAUUAAGAUGUAGGAAUCAUACACACAUACCAGAGCGGAUAUGUGCGUAUUUCUGUAACGUUAUUUGGGUGGCUGUUACUAGCACCAGAUCCAUACUUUUCCCGAAGAAGAAAAUAAGCAGUUUUAGCUUGCUUGGAAGAGCUUGGCAGUCCAUCAGGAAUGCCUCCCAGUCUAGCUCAGCUCCAGUGAAAAAGCCUGGAGGGAGAGCUGACGGCCUCGUUUCAUGUCUGAGCGUGCGGCUGGGCCGUUUAUUCCAGGUUCCUACAGGAGAUGCUGUGACUUCCUAAUCAAAUGUAUUUGGCAUUUCAUUUCUUGCUCUGGAGGCUCUGUAGUGCCGUGCUUAUGAUAUACUAAUGAUGUCUCAGAGGGCAGAGAAUGAUUUCAGGUGGACACUGGGAAGUCAGAGCUGUAUUUUGCCCUGCAGGGAAAGUCUUUAGAAGUUUAGGAAAUUAAAAGCACUCUUUUAAAAGGGCUCAAUGAUUGGUUUGGAUUUUGCCACGUAGAGAGCUUGCAUGAAAAUAAAUAGGAAAGAGCAGGACUUCUACAAAUUUUUGAACAGACAUAUUCCUGGUUUAAUUUUUAAUUUAUAAUAUGUAAGUUGAUGAAACAUUAUAUGAAACCAAGUCCUUGAAAUUAAAAGCAGUACUCUCCUUGGCAUCCACUGAGUUGUCCUGGGAAGAGUAGUUUUCCUUCUCCUCCUUUGCUGGCUGCCUUUCCUUAUGUCCUGGCUCUUCUUGACCAGCACAUGGGACUACCCACAGGACUGGUUCCCCUGCUUGAAAUGGUGGCUGUUUAUUUCAGAAUGUCUCAGUCCAUUUAUGUGUCUUGUAACGAUUCCCACUCGCUCUGUCUGCAAACUAAGAUACUUCUACUUCAGGCUACAACGUAGAGGAAUAUCGUUUUAAUCACCUCCUGCUACUCUGUACAUAUUCACAGAUUUUGGGGGUCAAGCCUGAGAACUACUUUUUUGCCUUGUGCAGCCACCAGGUGCGAUACAUCCUCAGUCAGCAUGUGCCACCUGACAUGUUAGCUUCUACACUUCUCAUCCUGAGGAAUAAAUUUCCUUGGCUCAAAGGUAUUUGGUAUAUUUUUUUUUCCAUAGGGUAUCAGAACAGAUGAUGCCAAAAAUGUCUCCUUUUGCUCCAGUCUCAAAUGCUUCUUGCACCAAGAAAUUCCUGACAUGGCAAAAAUUGAGGCAAAGCAGUAGGACAAAGUGUAAUUGCAGCCCAUCACCCAUCCAUUUUAAUCACUCACCCAUUUUAGUCAGCACAGGGUGAGGUGAAGAGGGACAAUCUUUUCAAAUACCUCAGAAACAGAGCAUUUAGGGAAUUGUAAAAGGCUGGAAAUGAAUCGUCUGCACUGAUGUAUUCUGUUUCAUGCCUUUUGUGCUCUUCUGUUCCAUGUGAAUAACAAGGGAGAGCAGAUUAGGCUUGUAGGAUUGUCGAGCUAACACUGAUGGCAGAGAAUGAGAGUGAUAGAAGUGACACAUCUGCAACUGCUGCCACUUCUGAGCUGAUUUCAAGGGAAUUCAGAGCUUGUUGGAAUGGAGAACACCUGCUUUUUAGGAAAUCCUGAUGCCUACACUUCUAAAAACAUUAUUUUUUUGAAAUGUUUGAGAAACUGGAAUGUAGAAGGAAAAAUGUUCAGUUUGGAAAUACUGAAAAAGCAUUGUUUACAUACUUUCAAUAGCCUUUUAAUUUUCCUUUCAAAAUUAUAUGGAAAACAUAACAAAAAAAAUCAUUAGUAUUUUUUUAUACAGAUAAUUUUGACAGUAAGAAUAUAUUUCUACAAAAUCACUUAAUUAAAUCAGAAUCCUCUGAAAGAAAGAAAACCCUAACUCUGGCCAGUUUUUGAUUGAUUCCUGAAGGAGGCUUUAUUGUGAGUAAGCUAUAACAGUCUAAAGUAAGCCAAUAAGACGUGCAGGGGAAACACAUUAACUUCCUAGAGAAGUCAAUUCCAGCACUGUCAGCACUGGCUGAAAUAUGGACUAAGACCUGCUGAACAAACACUGUUUCCUGAGGUUGUCAUUGCUGAAGGAAGCAGAAUCGCUGGAGAAAUUGUGUGCACCCCUAGCAGUAGUCUUGAUCGAUGUGUGGUGCUAAACCAACUCACAAGAAGAAAAAAAGGAGCUUUAUCUAUCACCCAGCGGAGGUGGCCAUGCUGUCUCCCUGCUGUGAAAUCCUCUGGCCAUAGAAUAUAAAAUUCCAUUAACCUGUCAUUUCUGCCACCUUCCCUCUCUACCCCCAAACACGGAAGGUUGCACAGCAGCAAGUACAAGAAGUAAAGCAGGGGCCCUGCUCAUUCGCAGGCUGCUAUCAGUAACAAACCAAGUCAUCUACCUGCAGCUUACCAGCCAGGGAUAAUGACGGAGCAACAACAUCUGGCAAUUAGCUACAAGUCCAAAGUGCCAUCAUGCCAUCACAAGGGCGGACUAAUUUCCUCUUAUACCGCUUAUUCCUGAUGUAGAGAGACAUGGGAGGAGGAGUAGCCCCAAUAUAUGGACUUGACUGAACAGAUAAUCGCCUCUGUUUAGCCUCCCGUUCAUCCUUGUUUCCUCAAAAAGGGGAAAACUUCAGAAAGGGUGUAGCCCUGGCCUUGGGUGCUUAUGAGUGUUGCACGCUCGGAAGGCGGUUCAUAGAGCUCUUGGGCACUGGAAUAUCCGGAGAGUGGGACUCUGUAUUUCCAGUUCUAGGCAAAAGCCCUGUGGUUUUGGUCUCUCUUCUUCCCCGUGAGCAUACUGGAUAUAAUAUGGUGUAAUUUGGAACUGGUGGCAUUUUAUAUCCUUUCAAUACAGUGUGAGCAGCUGCAAGAAAUGCAUUGAAUAUUAUGGUGCAAUUUACAUUUAAUUGGAAACUCAGGUCUUCGACUAGUCAUUUUAUCUUUAAAAGUCCGUGUGGUAACAUGCAGUUCCUCAGAACUUGCUAUUCUGUAAGUGAAGUAGGGGCACAAAUCUCUUCCUAGGAUUAGAAUUGUAAGUUUGAAAGGCCCUAAAUUAGUUACAAACACUUGAGUGUAGUGUUUUCAAAAAUACGUUUGUUUUUUUUUUUUUUUUUAAAUAUAGCUUAUUAAUUUGUAGUAAUAACUAUUCAUUCAUUAUGUCUCUGAUCCAGCAGAAGACUUAAAUGUGUGUGUAAGUUUAUAUACUCAAGUAAUGCACUUAAAAAUAAUGCAUUUAUGUAAGUGUUGGACUGAAUCACAUCUGCAUUCAGAAAGGAGUUCCUUUACCCAAGGAGUAAAUUCCAUGCUGAGCUUUUUUCCCCAUGGAUUCAGUGAUCACUGAAACGAGAACAGCACGAGGUAGCACUCAAGUACUCCCCUGUGGCAUUCAUGUGUGGCUACUUUUAUAUCUGGCAAUGGAGGAAAGCUUUCAUUUUCAAAUAGAAUUCAGAAUCAAAAUAUUUUGUGGACAUGCUCAAAGCUACAUUCUAGCUCUUCCUGCCAUUCACUUAUUUUAUGACUUUCUGGCUGAAAAUCUGUGCGUUACGUGGGAAGAUAGAUUAAAUAAGGGCAUCCUUCCGACCAAUGAAAUUGCUGAAGUAAUUCUGAAGGUUUGGAAUGUGCCCUUUCACAGAAUUUGAACCUAGGGGUUCGAUUGACAAACUUCCAGUAUCCCACACAAACAGAGCAGGGUACUGCCUGCUCUGGGUAACUCUGGACAUCAUGGCUGGGAGGGGGAUCAGCACCUUCUGUACCUGUUCUUGCAGGUUUUCCCCCCAAAUGCCUGAAUUAAUUGCUGCCUUACUACACUUCCUGUGUGUGUGUAAUACCAGAGCUCUUCAUGGUAUUAUAUUGACAUGAAACUGAUGAUAAAUAGGUCCAAAGUGUCUUACUGAUAUUUUGGAGCCAGAUUCUCAGCCUUAUCAGUCCAGUGAUGAGGCUGAAGAACGGGGCCAGUACCUUGGGAUGGACGAUAACAAGCUGGCGCUUUAGCAAGCGUGUGUGAACUAAAGGAUGCCAAGUGCUUGUUUAGCUUUUUUACUCUGUUCACUGGUUAUUGCUACUGUUUUCAGACAUCAGAAGACAAAAUAUUUCCUAAACAAGCUUAUCUUCUUCUGCUUUCUCAGUAAUGUGUCCUUUAUAACUGCAUGGGAGUUGCCAUGCUGCAUGCUGCAGUGUCUGGGUUCCCCCAGCUGAAGCCAUCUACUUGCGGUUGCUUUCCAGGGGAUUAAAACACCUGGUAAUGGAGAGGAGAUUUAUCUGGACUGCAGUCUGAAUCGGCAUUGCUUUGGACAGAGUGUUUGCCCCUUGUAGAUUAUACCUGUAUCAACACAUUUCAGGUUCUUCGCAUAGUAGACUAGAUUUUAUAGACAUUUAGAGUGCUUAGAAGAUGGACAGUCAACAUCAUGGUGGUAGAUUAAUUCUUUGGUACAGAAUUAGAGCUUUCUUUUUUCCUUGUAACAUCUUGUUUUACAAAAAACAAUUCAAAAAGGUUACAUGUAAAUGCUGUUGCAGAGUGGAGAUGUAGGGCCUUCAGCGCUGGGGACUAAGUAUGGCCAGGGUUCACAUGAUUCGUCUUCUUUACGCUGAAUAUCACCAAUACAUGUUAUUAUGUGGCCAAAGGUUUGAAAGUCUACCUGAUCCUCAGGAGGGAAAUUUUCCCUAUCCUUUCCACAGAAUAUGUUACAUAAAUUAAACAGGACAGCUAACACUAUCCAUAUCCCAUAGCCAUAUCCAUAUCCAUUACAUCACCUACAGUGAAUAACUGUAGUUUUUAGCAACCCCCCCCCUCCAGUCCUUCAGAUAAACUAUUUUCUUUUGUCUUAAUACAGCCUUUUCAACACAGAUGUAGCUCUGCAAGUUCAAAAUAGCUCAAAUCUUUUCUUGGUUUCAGGCAUUAUGAAAUAAAUGCUUAUUUAUUCAGGUUCCAUGAUACUCUUCUAGUUAUUACUUUAUCCGUUGCGUGUACUGUAUUUUUUAAUUUUUUCUAUCUCAAACCAUUUGUCACAGUGUUACCCUGUAACAACAUUUUGUUCAUGAUACAGAAUAGGUGAAAAGCUGUGGAAUUCACGAAGGGCUACGAAAAGCAUCCAAAACUUUGUUCACCUCGAGGAAGGGUGAGACAGCUUGAUGAUCUUUGGACGAAUGACUAAACAACAUUGUGGUGCUAAUAGGUACUGAAGUAUUUUAUGAUGUAUUCACUACGACUUAAAUGACAUAGUGAAGGCGUGUCAAUGACGCAACUGAACAUGUUUUUGUUCUUAAAGUCUGGACUGCUCCAGCAAAGACAGUGUUUGUAAUUGCCAUUGGGCCAAUUCCUAACCAGCUCUUCUGUGGGAAAGUGAUUUCAGGAGGCAGUGUAGGAUUUCGCCCAGCGCUAGCAGCUAAGGUAAAAGCUAUACAGACCACAGGAAUCUCACAUAGGAUGUAUUCAUCCUGCUGUAGCGUGUUACUUUAGUGGCUUUGCAUAAGCAGAGGCUGAAAAUAAAUUCUAUAGUAAUGAAAAGAAGCACUAGGCUAAAUUCUGGGACCCCUUAACCAAGCAACGCUAGUAAGUGUUUGAAUUAAUUUUGAGGAUUCAGAUCUGAAAUAUUAAUAUACUUCCAUGGACUACCAGAAGGAGAGGGGUAGAAUAAGAGUAAAUUCUACCUCUAGCAAUGGAAAAAGGCCAAAUCUGGUCAACUUUGAAGUGAGCUACGAUUGAAAACAGAGGGGUUUGGUUUUAAAAUCGUCAAGACAAAAUUUUUCCCUUUCGUUUUGAAUUCCAGAAGGUCAUUAUUUUGUGUUGUGCGUGGACUGCUCAUGCAGAGGAGGCAUCUGUAUCCUAAAUAGCACUAAGAGGUACACCUCUGACUGAUAGGUCAGAAAUUCUACCUCUUUAACAAAUUCCAUGUUUGAAAACAUGGAGGGAAAUUUGAAAACAAAGAAAACAUACAAAAUCAUCCCAAACUGAGUUUCUGUGAAAAAAAAAAAAAAGAAGGGAAAAAAAGGGAAAAAAAAAAAAAAAAAAAGAAUUUGGAGUUACUGAGAUCCAUGGCUGAGCAGCGAAGGCUUUUCUCAGA
This is a messenger RNA of Tyto alba (common barn owl), 9652 nucleotides long. It is a transcript of the gene SLCO5A1, whose product is annotated as solute carrier organic anion transporter family member 5A1. Lineage: Eukaryota; Metazoa; Chordata; Aves; Strigiformes; Tytonidae. Gene Ontology annotation, biological process: transmembrane transport; sodium-independent organic anion transport. The record is from RefSeq and is a predicted model, not a curated record. Gene Ontology annotation, molecular function: protein binding. Gene Ontology annotation, cellular component: membrane.